Miscanthus lutarioriparius is the source of this 1275-nucleotide messenger RNA. The record is from the annotation of a GenBank genome assembly. NCBI's taxonomy places the organism in Eukaryota, Viridiplantae, Streptophyta, Magnoliopsida, Poales, Poaceae.
AUGCUCGGGUCACCACCUUCUGCGGCAUCAACAUCAACACACGGGAUGACCAGCAACGUCGAUGCGACGAAAGCUGUGGCAGCACCGCCAAUAAUAAGCAGCAAGUUGACCUGCAACUUCAGCAAUCAUCAGUCCAACACCUGCAGCAUGGAAGGCGACUUGCGCAUCCAUAGCAAAUCCGCCACUGUGUACGUCGUCUCGGCGUCCACCUACCGUCCGGAAAAUGCGACGAUCAAGCUCCGCCCGUAUGCACGAAAGUGGGAGGACCAGGUGAUGAUGCUGGUUCGUGAGGUCACCAUGCGGUCCAGUCCGCCAGGCGGUGCCGACGACCCACCACCACCCCAGUGCUCGGUUCGGCACGACGUGCCAGCAGUGGUUUUUUCUACCGGCGGCUACAACAGGAACUUCUUCCACGUGAUGACCGACGUGAUCAUCCCACUCUACCUGACGGCCCGAGAGUACAAUGGCCACGUCCAGCUGCUCGCCACCGACUACGAGCCCAAGUGGAUCGCCAAGUACAAGGCCAUCCUCGCCGCACUGUCCAGCUACCCAGUCAUAGACUUGGACUCUGAGUCUCAGGACACCGUGCGCUGCUUCCCGUCGGCUCAUGUCGGGCUGGAGAGUCACAAGGAGCUGGGCAUCGUCCCGGGUCUCUCCCACAAGGGCUACACGAUGGUGAGCUUCCGGGACUUCAUCCGCUCCGCCUACUCGCUGCAGCGGCCACGGGUGACGCCCGUGAGCAGGAGCGCCGGGCGGAAGCCUCGGCUCGUCAUGAUCCUGCGCCGCAACUCGAGGCAACUCAAGAAUGAAGCCGACGCCAUCGCCGCCGCGGCCGAUGUCGGCUUCGAGGUGGUAGCUGCGGGACCAGACGACGUCAGUGACCUGAAGCGGUUCCCCGGGGUGGUCAACUCCUGCGACGUGCUCAUGGGCGUGCACGGUGCUGGGCUGGCCAACAUGCUGUUCCUGCCUCACAACGCCACGGUGGUGCAGAUCAUCCCGUGGGGCGAGAUCAAGUGGGCGUGCCGGCAUUCCUACGGAGACCCCGUGCCAGACAUGGGACUCCGCUAUCUCGAGUACGAGGCCACGGCGGAGGAGACCUCCUUGAAGGACAGCUACCCCCGCGACCACGCCGUGUUUACCGACCCGCUCUCCAUACAUCGCCAGGGAUUUGACAAGAUGUGGAACAUCUUCAUCAACGGACAGCACGUCAUCGUAGACAUCGACCGAUUCAGAGGGUUCAUGAAGCAACUGUACCAGUCCAUCACGACGGAGUAG